AUGGAUGAUAUUUUAUUUGAUAUUGAUCAAGAAUUAAAUAGAUUAAAUCAAUUAAAUAAUAAUAGUAAUAAUAGUUCUUUUGAGAAUGAAAGCUCGAUUAAUCAUGUUGACAAUAAUCAAUAUUACAAGAAUCAUAUAGAAAACAAUAAUAGGAUGGAAUUGGAUGAAUUAGAAGAUACCAUAACAGAAGAGAUAGAAUCACCAGAUAAAUCAAAGAGAAUAGAAUCAUUAUUAUAUCAAGGUGAAAAGGAUUUUAAAACUUUAAAAUCAAUUUUUGAUAAUGAUAAAGUAGACAAUCAACAGAAACAACAACAACAAGAGAAUGAACAAAUUAAAGAUUUAAAAAACCAAGUUCAAUCUUUUGAUAGACAAUUUCAUAGAUUAAAUCAAAGGUUGGUGGAUAUCAAUAAUAAGAUUACACCAAUUCAAUUGGAAACUGAAAACAUUCUAUUGGCAAUGGAAUCUUUAAAUCUAAAAAAUAAUUUAUUGAUAAAGGAAACAUUUAAAAUAAAUUUAGAAAUUGAUUAUAUGACUGGACAAUUAAAUAAAUCAAAUAGUACAUAUAAAUCGUUCCAAUGUUACAGAGAUAUGCUUGUACAGUCAAUUGAAAGGGUUCAAUCGGAAAGAGAAAAUUAUCGUCAAGAAUAUUUCAAAAGAGUAAAUGAUUUUAAUCAAUGGCAAGAUUGUAAUUCGAAUUUGGAUGCACUUUUAGACAAGAGAAAUCGUGAACUAGUGUCUCUAGAAUCAAUUAAAAUGUCAAACUUACAGAUGGAAACCAAAAUUCAACAAUCUCUGGAAAGAAAAAAGGUGUUUGAAGAAAAGAAAAAGGAAAAGAUGAAGGAAAUUGAAAGAUUAAGAGAAAUGGUUCAAGAUGUUGAUGAAAAGGAAAGAAUCAAGUAUGAUAUUGAUAUUGAUCCAAUGACUGAAGAAUUAAAUCAUUUGGAAAAUAACAAAGAAAUGUUAGUCAAAGAUAUUGAUUUAAUUAAACAACAAAUAGAAGAUAAAAAGAAUCAACAAAAGAAACAACAGCAACAACAACAGCCAAAGAAUACAACAAAACCAUUGACAUUAUCACUCACAAAAAAUAAUAAUCAAUCAAAUCACAAUCCACCAAUCACAAAUAAUAAUAAUAAUAAUCCAAAUAAUAAUUCAAAAAAUCAAAGUCUAAGAAUUCCAAGUUUAAACAAUAGAGGAUUGGGUACUAAUAAUACUACUACAAAACAGGUUACUUUUUACAAUCCAAAUUUAGGUGGUGGACUAAAUAACAAAUCAAAUGAAAAGAAUAACAAUUUAUCAAAUAAUAACCAAAAUAAAUAA
Cavenderia fasciculata is the source of this 1317-nucleotide messenger RNA. RefSeq lists its product as uncharacterized. The record is from RefSeq and is a predicted model, not a curated record. NCBI's taxonomy places the organism in Eukaryota, Evosea, Eumycetozoa, Acytosteliales, Cavenderiaceae. The transcript is spliced from 3 exons. The coding region runs from base 1 to 1317 and encodes 438 amino acids.